AAAAAAAAAAAACUUUUCCUCCAUCUUUGUUUUCGUAUCAGGCAGGUUUCAGAGCCUGGGCGAGAAAUAAGUCACAAUGCCUGGAAGGUUGUGGUGCAAAGCUAUCUUCGCUGGAUACAAGCGCGGUCUGAGGAACCAGCGUGAGCACACUGCUCUGCUGAAGGUUGGGGGAGUCUACACUCGACAGGAGGUCGACUUCUACCUGGGCAAGCGCUGCGCCUAUGUCUACAAGGCAAAGAAGAACACCGUGACUCCUGGUGGCAAACCCAACAAGACCCGUGUGAUCUGGGGUAAAGUCACGCGUGCUCAUGGUAACAGUGGCAUGGUGCGUGCCAAGUUCAGCGUGUUUUUAUGUUUGGGUAAAGGUGAUGGACUGGCCAAGCGUGUCUCCAGACCUAUUGAGCAUCUGUGGGGAAUCCUCAAACAGAAGGUGGAGAAGCACCUAGAGAAGAUCUCUAGCAUCAACCAGCUACAAAAUCCUCCGUUGUCAAGGAUACCCUCAUUACUGUCACUGGUAAUCGACCACAAACAGCAGAUGCUGCAGACAGAUAUUAGGCUGACAAACGAUGGAGGCUUUUCUUUAAUCGACUCCGCCGUCAACACCUGA
Molecule: messenger RNA, 607 nt
Organism: Astyanax mexicanus (Mexican tetra)
Lineage: Eukaryota; Metazoa; Chordata; Actinopteri; Characiformes; Acestrorhamphidae
Product: 60S ribosomal protein L35a
Exons: 3
Coding region: 77-607 (176 amino acids)
Biological process (GO): cytoplasmic translation; ribosomal large subunit biogenesis
Cellular component (GO): ribosome; cytosolic large ribosomal subunit
Molecular function (GO): structural constituent of ribosome
Source: RefSeq, a predicted model, not a curated record